Callithrix jacchus (white-tufted-ear marmoset) is the source of this 6930-nucleotide messenger RNA. Lineage: Eukaryota; Metazoa; Chordata; Mammalia; Primates; Cebidae. The record is from RefSeq and is a predicted model, not a curated record.
AUGGCCACGGUUUCCAAGGUAACCGCGUUCGCCGGAAGGCCGCGACCCGAUAGAAGGCGGAACCGGAGAGGGUGGGCCGGCGACUCGAAGUGGACUUCCGGGUCACGGCGUAGCGGGCUCUCACGUGGAGGCGCGGAAGUUUGGCCCACGGGAAUGAUCACCAAGACACACAAAGUAGACCUGUUCGCUGGGCUCCCAGAGAAGAAGAAAAAGAAGAAGAAGAAAGUGGUCAAAGAACCAGAGACUCAGCGCCCAGUUUUAAACAAUGAAGAUGACUUUGCUGAUGUUUCUCCUAUAAGAGCCACAUCCUCCUGUAAGAGUUUGGUCCGCGGGCAGGCACCUGAGAUGCCUCUAGUGAAGAAAAAGAAAAAGAAGAAGAGCAUCAGCACGCUUUAUGAGGAGCAAGUAGAAUCUGAGACCAUGCUGCGUGCCAGGCGGACGGAGAAGUCAUGCAGCCCCAGGAAGCAGGUACUUGGCCACUUAGAGUUCGUCAGUAGAGAGAAGAAAAAGAAGAAGUCACCUCUGGCCAUGUCCCAUGCCUCUGGGCUGAAAACCUCCCCAGACCCCAGACAGGGUAAGGAGGAAACCAGAUUUGGCAAGAAGCUCAAAAAACACAAGAAGGAAAAAAAGGGGGCCCAGGACCCCACAGUCCAGGACCCUUGGGUCUGUGAAGCUGGGGAUGCUGGGGACACUUGCUCAGUGGGGAAGGAGGGUGAGGAACAGGCAGCUGUGGGGCAGAAACGGAAGCAGAAGAGCCCCAGGGAACACAGUGAGAAAGUGAAGAAGGAAAAAAAAGUCCACCAGGAGGGAGAGGCCCUCCCAGGCCACUCUCAGCCCCCCAGGUCCAUGGAGAGCAGCCCUAGGAAAGGAAGGAAAAAGAAGCCAGUCAAAGUUGAGGCUCCGGAAUACAUCCCCAUAGGAGAUGGCCCGAAGGCCCCCGUGAAGAAAAAGAUGAAGUCCAAGAAGAAGGCAGAGCAUCCAGUCAUCGAGGAGCCAGCUCUGAAAAGGAAGAAAAAGAAGAGCACAGAGAGUGGGGUAGCAGGAGACCCUGGGAAGGAGGAUGCAGACACGGACUUAGAGGUGGUGUUGGAAAAGAAAGGCAACAUGGAUGAAGCGCACAUAGACCAGGUGAGGCGAAAGGCCUUGCAGGAAGAGAUUGAUCGAGAGUCAGGCAAAACUGAAGCUUCUGAAACCAGGAAGUUGAUGGGAACCCAGUUUGGCCAGUGGGAUACUGCUAGUUUUGAGAACGAGGAACAGAAACUGAAAUUUCUGAAACUUAUGGGUGGCUUCAAAAACCUGUCCACCUCGUUCAGCCGUCCCCCAAGCACCACUGCAAGGCCCAACAUGGCCCUCAGCAAGAAGGCAGCAGACAGCUUGCAGCAGAACCUGCAGCGGGACUAUGACCGGGCCAUGAGCUGGAAGUACAGCCGAGGAGCCGGCCUCGGCUUUUCCACCGCCCCCAACAAGAUCUUUUACAUUGACAGGAAUGCCUCCAGGCUUACCAGCAGUAAUAGAAGAAUCAGGUUCCACCAAACUGUUGGAAGAAAAGCAGACAGAAUCACGUGCUGUUUCAAAUUGUGGCUGCAAACUGGCUACUAUUUAGACACGUUCUCUCUCUCCUGGAAGAAGACAGUCAGAAGUAAUUGAAUGAAGAGUCGUGAACGUAAGUGCUCCUUCAGGACAUUUAUUCUGUUAGAGUAUACUGAAGCCACAGAGAAUCUCAAAUUUGACCUCGCUUUCUCCUUUGCUCUCCCAACACAGAUUCUAAGUCCAAUCAAGAGCUGCUUUUGAUAGGAAAAAGAGUUAAUGGAACGCUAUUUCUGCCUUUCAUAAAGCCUCCAUAGGGGUAACACUGAGUUCCAGACUUUGGGCGCUCUCUAACUUGAAGGUACAAAGUGGCACUGCUUUUCAAAGUCCUUUUUCUCAGCUAUGAAAAAACAAAUAACUUCCAGAAAAGAAAGAUGUCACUUCCAUUCUUGUUUCUCUCUUGCUUAACGCCCAUUGGAUCCUUUCUGGGGCUGAGAAAUGGAAGGCCACUUGUGCAAAGCAAACACAGAGAUGCUGCUUCUCACUGAAGAUGGCAUUUUAAUGCUCUGUCACCCCCAUUUCUUCACUGUCAGAAUAACCUGGGUAGAGGCCAAAGCGUAAACCAAUUUGCACAUACAUAAAAAUAAAAGAAAAAUGAGAAACCUAGAUUCUCAUUUUUCGGGGCAGCAGAGGAGACCUUUCUGUGUUUGGUGCCAGAGUCCCUGAGCCGGGGGUCAGGUUCUUGUUUGUAGAGGGAGUCUGAGGGCCAGCUCUGUCAGAUGAGUCAUGUCUGGUUGUUUGCUUCGCUUCUUGAUGUAUUCUAGCGUUUUCACCUACGAGGAAAAGAUCCCAGUCUUUUGAAUUGGCCAUUAUGUGAGCUUAGACUUCUUAAAGAAUAGUGAGUCUUUUGAGGGAUGAGGAGAGGGAAGAAAUCAAAGUCUUUAAGAUAAAACCUUGGAUUGCAACUUGCCCUAAAAAUCAGAUUUUGGGUAUGACCAGAAAUAACUGAUGUUUUAUGGUUUUUAUUCAGAGGGAAUAGACUUUUAAAGGUAUGUCUCUUUUUUUUUGUUUUGGAGACAAGGUCUUGCUCUGUCACCCAGUCUGGAGUGCAGUGGUGUGAUUACAGCUUACUGCAGCCUCAAACUCCUGGGCCCAAGCCAUUCUCUGUCUCCAGCCUCCCUGAGUAGCUGGGACUACAGAUGUGUACCGCCAUGACCAGCUCAUUAUUUAUUUAGAGACCAGGUCUCACUGUGUUGCCCAGGCUGGUGUCAAACCCCUGACCUCAAGGAUCCUCCUGCCUCAGCCUCUCAAAGUGCUGGGAUUAUAGGCAGGAGCCACCAUACCUGGGCCAGCUCUGCUUUUUACUACUUGGAAGUGAUCCAGCAGAAAUGGACCAAGUGCCUUUCUAAAAAGGGAGUAUGGGGUUGUCUGAUACCCAAACCCUGAUGCUGUGCUGAAGGCAGUGUGCACUGGCCAGUGGGCUCAUACCACGGGGCCCUCCGCGCGCCUCACCAUGGUCCUGGUGUCUGCACAGCCAUGCCUCUGUGCCAGGUGCCACAGGUUAACAGAGAGCUGGUUGAGCUUGUUGUUGCGUAGGUCCCCAUGGGCCAAGAUGCUGUUAAAGAAGGAGAGACCCAACGAGCUCUGGCGUUUCAGGGCCUGAAAUAGAAAAAGGAGAUUAAUACCUUGCACUGGGGCUCAGGCCGGGCCCGCAGACAUGCUGUGGACAGUGUAGUUGGCUUGAGGCGGUAGGGCGUGCCUGAGUUCGACUGCCAGUUCUACCAAGUAUUUGCUGUAGGGCAAGCUGCCGAACCUCCCAGAGUCCCAGCUGCUUCAUCUGUAAAUGACAGGAAGGUCACCGCAAGAUGACGAAGCUCUGUGCCCACAGAUGGUCAUUACUCAUGAAAUGGCAGAAACUUGCCAGUCAGCGAGGUUGGGAAUGAAGGGUAACCCAACAGUAACAAGCCUUGUCUUAAUGCAAGCACAGCUACAAACUGAAAGGCUUGAGCUUGUCUCUUUCAGAUGUGUCCUCAAACUACCCAAAGCUGCAGUCAGUAUUCCUGGCCCUGGGCUGCCGGUAAAAAGACCAAAAGACAUCUCAUGAACCGAGCUCCCCAAUUCUUAGUGCCCAUCUCCAGCCCUUACACGUGGACACCAGAUGUUUCCUUUCUUGCUCAAUAAUCUGAUGUGAGAGGUAUCUUGCCAGAAAAAGUCUAACCACAAUGUCAUGGUAGACCGACCCUGAACCCCAGCUUUAAAUGGUAGAGACAAUGGAAAAUAAAUCUCCAAAAUGUAACACCAAGCCCAGGAGAGAGGAUACAACUUCCCCAAGGUCAAAAAAGGCCCCCGGAGAGGCCCCAUCAACAGAUGGGUACCUGCUAUUCAGGAAGCCCGUGGGGCCAGAGCAGAUCCUGCAUCUAUACGUCAGUGCUGCCAAGAGUCUUGUGUCCGCGUCCGCUCUGCUCCCCGACAGUGAAUGGGUUAAAGAGCCCUUAAGAGUAUGCCAGGGAUUCUGCUCUGUGCUUUAUCAACUCGCCUGAUUUAACCUUCAUGACAAUACUAUGGCAGAUACAUUUCUAACCCCCUAUGGUAGACAGAAUUCUAGAGGCGUCUCCCAAUAUUCCUCACUGUUAUUCAAACAUGAAUCCAGGUGCUGCCAUGGAGGGAUUGCAGAUGGAAUUAAGGUAGGGAGAGUAUCUUAGAUGACCUGAGUGGGCCCACUCAAAUCGCUGCGGCCCUUAAAAGCAGAAGUUUUCUCUGACCAGAAUCAGACAUAAGCAGUGGAAGAAAAAACAGGGAAGAGGAGAAGUCAGAGAUUCAAGACAUAAGGAGAACCAGGCCUAGUAGUGCUGGCCAUGAGCUGAGAAACACAGGCAGCUUCUAGAAGCUGAGAAGGAUGCCCGGCCAACAGACACAGGACCUCAGUCCAUGAUCACAUGGCACUGUAGUCUGCCAGUACACUGAAGGAACAGGAAGUGGAUUCUUUCCAGUACCCCAGCUAGCAAGACCUUGACUCUGGCCUUGUGAAACCCAGAACAGAGACAGCAGCCCUAGCCAGCACUGACUGCUUGCCUAUCUAAGAGCGAGAUCAAAAAUGGGUACUGCUUUAAGUGCCAGGUUUGUGGCAAUCAGUCAUGGUGGCAACAGGAAACUAAUACACUCCCAUUCUACAAAUGAGGCGCCUGAGGCACUGAAAGGUUAGGAAGUUGCCCAAGGACCACAGUUGGGCUCUUGCAAUGCAGAGGGGAGUCUGCGCUCCAGCUAACUGUGGAGCCUAUAUGUACUCACAGCCCUCUCCAGGCCACACCCCUAGGGUCGAAGUGUAUCAGGAAUCGCAGACGUAAGGGGCCGAAACCUGCCCAGUGCUACGGGCCACUUCCGCUGUGCAGUUUUAUGCGGGUAGAAAGAAUGGCUUGAUUGGGCUUACACCAAAACACAUUUCUUCCUGCUUUUCUCAACUACUCUUGGUGGCUAAAACGAACUUAUAACCAUCCCUUUCAGCGUUCCACAGGUAUUUCACAUGGAGCCUGCUAGCUGCUAUGCCAACUGAUUUACCCCUUCUUUUUUUCCCAAAUGAGAAUUCAAAAUCUUCUAGUGAAAAGAAAAAAAAAUUAGCUGAGCAUGGUAGCACACACCUGUGGUCCCAGCUACUCAGGAGGCUGAGGCAGCCCCUGGAAUUUGAGGCUGCAGUGAGCUAUGAUCACAUCACUGCACUCCAGCCUGGGCAACAGAGCAAGACCCUGUCUUAAAAAAAGGAAAAAGUCAAGGAACAGCUUCAAAUGCAGUUGGGCAAGGUGGCUGAGUGGCAAUUAAGAAUUUUUGCACGACCCCCAGCCCCCCAAAUUGAGUCUGCUUUGGCAACAGCCUAGAGCAGGUGACAGUCACAGAAGCAGCAGAGCUGACCUUGAAGAGCCCAAUCAUCAGGGAGCAGGUUGUGUUUUGGGUGCCCAAGCCCGUGGGCACAGAAAAGGCAGCACUCUGGCAUGGGGUAAGCAGGCUGGCACCUACUGGGCAGGGACUCUAACUGCCUGGUGACCGCCUGUUCUGGCUUCAUUUGUUCUAACAGACAAUUCAGUUAUGCCCCAAGUGGGAACUUGAGUCCAUUCUGCUCUCCUUCUAACAUGGUCCUUGUCUGACACCUGGGAGAACAGGGGGCCGUGCUUUCUGCUUAGAUCUAGAAGACCAAGCUAAAAGAAAACACUUUCAAAGCCAACUAAAAGUCUCCUCAGAUAGAGGCCCUUUGACUACUAUUCACUGAAGGGGGAGAAAUUGUUUUAAAAGUCAGACAAGGAGCACAGUGCCUAAUUGGCUAUUUCUCCAUUCCAUAUUUUCUCAAUUAGCAAAAAGCUCAAUUUGCAUGUGUUUUAAAUGCUACAGCCCAUUAAAAGUGAAGUCAUUAGAGACACGUCUGAGGGAUGAGACACAUGCCAGCUGAUACUCAAACACGGAGAAAAACAGAAACACGUAGCUGGGGAACCAAAUCAGGCCUGACCCCCCCUCCCCUCGCCACAGAGGUUUUAAAUAGAAAAGAGCUGCUUUUCCUAUGAGAAUUGUAAUUUCCAGGAAGCUCUAGGGGUUUGGCAUGGUUCCCGGCUCUACCACACCCAAACAAACAACUUCAUAAAAUACAGCUUGUGAUUAAAACGAGGCUGGCACCUUCACGUGGCCUUAGAGGAUGAUUUUGGAAGCAGGGCUGCUACCAGCGCUAAGAGAUGUGAUGCUCAAAACAGCACAGGCACCAGAGUUUCCCAACAGCAGGAAGCCACCCGCCCCACUGGGUGGGAAAUCCCACCAGGCCCCGCCUGGGUACCAAGCCUCAUGCUCCUGUGGGUACCAGACUCUAGAGGAUUCCAAUAUGAUUGCUUUAGCUGAACUUUCAAUUGCACCAUUAAAACUGUAUAACAUGUUUGGUUUCAGCUUGGUCCACCACCCAUAUGAUCGUGUUUGUUUUUAUUUAUUUUAGAGACAAGGUCUUGCUUUGCUGCCAGGGUUGGAGGACAGUGGUGCAAUCACAGCUCACUGCAGCCUCAAACUCCUGGGCUCAAGCAAUCCUCCCACCUCAGCCUCCUGAGUAGUACCAGCUACUCAGGGUCCACACCACCAUGCCUGGCUAAUUUUUAUAUAUUUUUUAAGAGAUGGGGUCUUACUAUGUUCCCCAGGCUGGUCUCAAAUUCCUGGAAUCAAACAGUCCUCCUUGCUUAGCAUCCCAAAGUGUUGGGAUUAUAGGCAUGAGGCACUGUGCCUGACAGAUGUUUUUUUUAAUAAAUGUGCAUUUAUGGACAGACAUUUUCAGUGAACAUCCCUGGUAUUUAUGUGACAUGAAAUGUUCUCCAGAAACAUUCCAUCUUUGCUGUUCUCUCAGAGUUUUGUUUCAGUAUCGCUAUCAUAAACAGCUCCAAAUUA